Messenger RNA from Aspergillus versicolor CBS 583.65, 1398 nucleotides. RefSeq lists its product as uncharacterized. The transcript has 2 exons. The coding region runs from base 1 to 1398 and encodes 465 amino acids. Gene Ontology annotation, cellular component: plasma membrane. The record is from RefSeq and is a predicted model, not a curated record. NCBI's taxonomy places the organism in Eukaryota, Fungi, Ascomycota, Eurotiomycetes, Eurotiales, Aspergillaceae. Gene Ontology annotation, molecular function: allantoate transmembrane transporter activity; dipeptide transmembrane transporter activity. Gene Ontology annotation, biological process: allantoate transport; dipeptide transport; transmembrane transport.
AUGGGAAAUGUGGCGAAUGUCGCGACUCCUGAAGCACGAAAGGUGCGCUGGAAGAUCGACUGUGUGCUUCUCCCUUUGCUAGGUGUUUGCUACAUGCUCCAGUUCCUGGACAAGCAAACACUGAGUUAUGCAUCCUUACUUGGGAUCCUGGAAGAUAUCAACCUGGUCGACAGCCAGUUUUCGUGGACCGCGUCGAUAUUCUACAUCGGUUUCAUUUUCUGGUCCUAUCCAACGGUGUAUCUUUCUGUCCGGUUGCCCAUCGGAAAGUACUUAAGCUGUACCGUAAUUGUAUGGGCGGCAGUCCUGAUGUGCCACGCUGCGUGCCGCAGCUUUGCUACCCUGAUGGUCACCCGUUUCUUUCUCGGGGCCUUCGAAGCCGCAAUUGCCCCCGGGUUCUCGCUGAUCACAGGAAAAUGGUAUACACGCGAAGAGCAGCCCCUCCGCUAUGGGCUCUGGUUCGCCGGGUCUGCUGUAGCAAGUCUCUUCGGCGGCCUAGCCGCCUACGGGAUUGGGCAUAUCGAUGGUGCUCUUGUACCGUGGCAGUACCUGUUCCUCAUAUUCGGUGGGGUGACUGCUUUCUGGGGUACAGUAAUGCUGCUUCUCCUCCCCGAUAGCAUCAACGACGCCCUGUGGUUACGAAAGGCCCAACGACAAGUCGCAGCUCACCGUGUGAUGGAACCCUCGCAGAAAGUCCGGGGCGGUGGGUAUAAGCCCUACCAGGUGGUUGAAGCGUUUAAGGACCCAGUUACAUGGUGCCUAUCGCUGUACUCAUUCAGCGUCAAUAUCGCGAACGGCGGCUUGACCUCGUUCGGCUCUCUCGUCAUCCAGGGAUUUGGCUAUGAGGGGAUACAAGCGCUACUCAUCCAAAUGCCGACAGGCGCAGCCCAGUUGGGCUUUAUUGUUGUCGGUGCCAUCAUAUGCUCGUACUUUCGGAACAUGCGUACUAUCGUCAUGUUUUGCUUCGCCGUCAUCAGCAUGGUGGGCAUGGUGCUUAUGUUUGCUCUCGACGAGAAUAAUCGAUCCGGUCGCCUGGCUGGAUUCUGCCUCAGCCUGGCAUUUUCGGCGAGUAUGCCCAUCGCUUUGUCGCUGGUUACAAGCAACGUGGGCGGCAUGACGAAAAAGGCCACCAUCAAUGCCUGUGUGCUGGUCAUGUACUGUGCUGGGAACAUUGUCGGCCCGCAGUUCUUCAACGUCGAGGAUGCACCAAAUUAUCCCAAAGGCAUCCGGGCAAGUCUGGCUGGCUUCUGUCUCGGAGCCUUUUUCGUCGCAGUUCUGCGCCUGUACCUGAUGUGGACGAACGCCCGUCGAGACCGGCAGCCGAAUAUUGAAGAAAGCGCAGUACCGGACGAGGAGGAUAAGACGGACUGGGAGAUUCCAUCCUUUCGCUAUGUUUUGUGA